Culicoides brevitarsis is the source of this 1757-nucleotide messenger RNA. RefSeq names its product zinc finger protein 879-like. Bases 49 to 1611 code for a protein of 520 amino acids. Gene Ontology annotation, biological process: regulation of transcription by RNA polymerase II. Gene Ontology annotation, molecular function: DNA-binding transcription factor activity, RNA polymerase II-specific; RNA polymerase II transcription regulatory region sequence-specific DNA binding; zinc ion binding. The transcript is spliced from 2 exons. Lineage: Eukaryota; Metazoa; Arthropoda; Insecta; Diptera; Ceratopogonidae. The record is from RefSeq and is a predicted model, not a curated record. Gene Ontology annotation, cellular component: nucleus.
UUGAAAAAAUAACUAAAAACCAUUCCCUGUCCCUAAAAAUUCCCCAAAAUGAGUGACAUGAUCAUCUGUCGAUUGUGUCUCUUAAACGGAGAAGCAACUUACUACAAUGUUUUUGAGACAAAAUCCACGGAAAAGAUUUGGAAACUGCUCGAAAUCGAGAUCCGCGAAGACGAUCCGCAUCCAAAAAACAUCUGCAUCGACUGCCUAAAACGCUUGAAUGACUUCAGCACUUUUGCCGAGCAAUGUCGAUCGUGCCAAGACGUCUUCGUACUUCAUUGUUCCAUGGCAAACAGCAAAAAUAAUCAAAAUUUACUCAUCGAAGACCCGAAUUUGGUGCAAAUUUUUCCGCAAGAACCCCAUUUCGAGAUUAGUUUUGUCACUGCGACGCCGCCCACGGAGCAACAACUGCCUUCAGUAUUGCCGCAAGUCGAGGAACCAAUGCCUGAAAUGAUAAAAAUACCCGAAAUUGAGCCCGAAGAUGAAGAAAUUCACGUUUCUGAGGACGAAUCUGAGGUAGAAUUGAAUUACGACGAUCCCGAAAAGAUUUUGAAUGCAAGUCCGAUGAAGGGAAAACUCAUAAAACGACCAAAAGUGUUAAUAAGAGAUGCAAAGUUGACUGUUCGAGGCAAAGAAUUGAACAAACUAAUGUCGGAUUUUUACACGUUAGAGUGCGAUGUGUGUUCAAAAGAGGGAAAAAGGUCAAAAACGUACAAAGACAUCUACAAUUUGUUCAAUCAUUACAAAUCGCGGCACGGAAUCAAGGGUUAUGUCGUUUGUUGCGGGCAACGUCUCUUCAAGGCACGCGCUUUGGCUCUUCACAUGUGUCGUCAUUUGGAGCCCGAAUCGUUUCGGUGUCCCGAUUGCAAUAAAAUGUUGACUUGUCCGAAAAUUCUGCAGUAUCAUCGUCAAAAUCAUCUUCCGGAGGAUCAACGCCCGCUGGCUUGCAAACAAUGUCCGCGUCGUUUUUCCUACAAUUCCGCCUUAAUUGCCCAUUCCAUCAGUCACCUGCCCGAAGAUCAACGAAAUAGUUACAGUUGCAGCGAAUGCGGAAAAUCUUAUUGCAGCGCGGGUCGUCUUUCGUCCCAUCUCAAUUUAGCACAUUCCAAGACGGGCGAAGAGUUUUCCUGUCAUCUCUGUCAAAAACGCUUCACGAGCAAAGGCAACCUUUCGUACCAUUUGACGACGCAUCAACCGAAUCUCCAUUCCAUGCAGUGCAAAAUUUGCGAAAAAUGGCUCAAGAACAAGGUUUGCUUGCGAAAACACAUGAUCCAACAUUCCGCCGAACGGUUAAAGUGUCAUUUGUGUUCGGAUUAUGAGACGGUGAACAAGCAAUGUUUGGCGAAUCAUAUCCGGAUCAAGCAUAACGAUGAGAAAAACUUUUUGUGUGAAAUUUGUAACAAGUCUUUUAAGCUGAAAAAUACUCUGAAAAAUCAUUUGAGACAACAUACGAAAGAGACGCCUUAUAGUUGCGAGUUUUGCAAGCGAAAGUUUACGAGCAGUGGCAAUUUUUAUGCACAUCGGAAGCGGAUGCAUGCGGCUCAGGUGCAACAAUUGAAGGAACAGAAAGAGAGGGAAGCUGCGACGCAACGACAACUCGCAAAAGCUUGUUAAUUUUUUUUUAUCAUGAGACAAAAAAAAAUGCAAAGUGUUGAAAAAGUCGAAAAUUUUCCAUUAUUUUAAUUUUAAGAAUUUAAAAUUAUUUUUGUAUUAAUUAAAAUUUUUUAAAAAAUGAAUUAAAUUCGAUUUUAGGUAAAUUG